Messenger RNA from Phlebotomus argentipes, 965 nucleotides. Its product is annotated as odorant receptor Or2-like. Gene Ontology annotation, biological process: sensory perception of smell; detection of chemical stimulus involved in sensory perception of smell. The coding region runs from base 102 to 965 and encodes 287 amino acids. The record is from RefSeq and is a predicted model, not a curated record. The transcript has 3 exons. NCBI's taxonomy places the organism in Eukaryota, Metazoa, Arthropoda, Insecta, Diptera, Psychodidae. Gene Ontology annotation, cellular component: plasma membrane. Gene Ontology annotation, molecular function: olfactory receptor activity; odorant binding.
ACAGCAAGAUAUGACUCUUCUUUGCCAGAUUUAUGUGAUUUGUGUUUUUGAAGAUUCGCGUGUUCGUGGUGUUGAAAAAGCAAAAGGACUUUGAGAAUCUAAUGCAUAAACUAGCAAGAUUGUACAACACAAUUGAAUCUGUUGGAGACGAUUAUAUGGUGACAACUGUUAGAGAAAUGGGUGUCAAAGCUCACAAGUUCUCAAUUCUAAAUCACUGCUUGGCUUUAACCACUGGAACGUCUUUUCUCAUUUAUCCUAUAUUCACUGGAAUGCAAGAUUUACCUUACGGAAUUUACAUUCCUGGAUUAAAUAUCACUGACAGAUUCACCUACAAAGUUCUCUAUAUUUAUGAGAUCUUCGUCACGCCUCCUGGAGCAAGUCUCUACAUUCCCUUCUCCAAUCUCUUCACCUCUUUCAUCCUCUUCUCCAUUGUCCUGAUCAGGAUCCUAAGACACAAAAUAAACCUACUGAAGACCAUUGUCCAUCAAGAUAGCAAACUUAUGGAGAAAAGAAUCAAAAUUGCCAUCAAGUAUCACAAACUCCUUAUAACAUUUGUAGAUGAAGUUAAUUCCCUUGUCACUAAUAUGUUCUUCAUGGAACUCAUAUUCUUCACCAUGCUCGUCUGUGCCCUUCUCUUUGUCCUCAACAUCGUCGAAUUAUUCCCCCAAAUCUGCCUCUCUUGCCUCUACAUUAUCCUGAUCAUGACACAACUCUUCACUCUCUACUGGACGUCCAACGAACUAAUGGUUGAGAGCCUGGAUAUCUCCCAAGCAAUCUACUUCUGCCCAUGGUAUGACAUGAAUCAGAAGACAAAGGAGAAACUUAUGCUCAUUAUGGCCAGAACUCAGCGACCACUCAAGAUUACAGCAGGACAUAUUUAUCCCUUAACCCUGCAAAUGUUCCAAUCCCUCCUCAAUGUGUCCUACACUUACUUCACAGUCUUGAGACGAUUCUACAAGAAAUAA